Uncinocarpus reesii 1704 is the source of this 864-nucleotide messenger RNA. Its product is annotated as mitochondrial 2-oxodicarboxylate carrier 1. NCBI's taxonomy places the organism in Eukaryota, Fungi, Ascomycota, Eurotiomycetes, Onygenales, Onygenaceae. Bases 1 to 864 code for a protein of 287 amino acids. The transcript has 3 exons. The record is from RefSeq and is a predicted model, not a curated record.
AUGUCGCAAGAGAAGAAGCCUUUGCCGUUUGCAUACCAGUUUGCUGCUGGUGCAGUUGCUGGUGUUUCUGAACUCCAACAAGGUGCCGGGACCGGAGCCGAAGCUUACAAUGGAAUGAUCGAUUGCUUUCAAAAGAUCAUCAAAAAUGAAGGAUUUUCGCGGCUCUACCGAGGAAUUACCGCGCCUAUCCUUAUGGAAGCGCCCAAGCGUGCCACCAAAUUUGCCGCCAACGAUAGCUGGGGUGCAUUUUACCGAUCGCUAUUUGGAAUGGAAAAGACCAACCAGCCUUUGGCCAUCCUCACUGGUGCCACCGCAGGUGCAACCGAGUCCUUCGUCGUCGUCCCCUUUGAGCUCGUCAAGAUUCGCCUCCAGGACCGGAAUUCUGCUGGGAAAUAUAACGGCAUGAUGGACGUGGUACGGAAGAUCGUUCAGCAGGAAGGACCGCUCGCAUUGUACAAUGGCCUUGAAUCUACUCUGUGGCGUCACAUCCUCUGGAAUGCCGGCUAUUUCGGGUCAAUCUUCCAGAUUCGUGCGCAGCUUCCCAAGGCUGAACCGGGGAACAAGACUCAGCAAAUGCGCAACGAUAUCAUUGCCGGUACCGUUGGCGGAACCAUCGGUACUAUUGUAAACACCCCAAUGGACGUCGUCAAAUCGCGCAUUCAAAACAGCCCAAGGGUCGCUGGUCAAACUCCCAAGUAUAACUGGGCCUGGCCGGCUUUGGGAACCGUCAUGAAGGAAGAGGGCUUUUCCGCCUUGUACAAGGGCUUUACCCCCAAGGUCUUGAGAUUGGGCCCUGGUGGCGGUAUUUUGUUGGUUGUGUUCACUGGCGUAACGGAUUUCUUCCGGAAGAUGAGGGGAGAGUAA